AUGUUAUACAAAAAUACAUUACCAAGAUUAGUUGGUUUCAACGGUUUCGAAUCAUUAGAGGAAUAGCUUCUGGCCUUCUUUACCUCCAUGGAGAGUGGGAACAAGUGGUUCUACACAGAGAUAUAAAACCGGGAAAUGUUCUUUUAGAUGCAGAUCUGAAUGGAAAAUUAGGAGACUUUGGGCUCGCCAGAUUAUAUGAUCAUGGUGGCAAUCCCCAAACCACCAAGCUGGUGGGAACUUUUGGUUACAUGGCUCCAGAGCUAAUGAGGACUGGAAAGGCAACUACUUGCACGGAUGUAUAUGCUUUUGGAGUUUUUAUGCUUGAGGUGGCUUGCGGAAAGAGGCCUCUUGAGCAAAACGGGUUGCCUGAGAGGGGGAAUUUGGUUUAUUGGGUGGCUGAUUGCUGGGAAAGAGGGUCGAUUCUUGAUGCUAGUGAUCCACAGUUAGAAAGUGUUUUUGCGGAGGAUGAAAUGAAGUUGGUGCUAAAACUCGGCCUCUUUUGUUGUUUCCGAAAUCCAGUAGGUCGGCCUACCAUGAGGCAGGUGAUGCAGUAUCUGGAUGGCGAUGUUGUGUUGCCAGAUGUACCAUCUACAAGCAAUAUAACCAGUCUAUUCACAGCAAAGAUGAAGCUCCGGACAAUGAGGUCGAGAUACCAUUUCCUUCAUUGUUUGGAAAUGCUUCUGUUGCCGCCGUGUCUACCACCGAUUCAAUCCUCGUUGUUGGUCGUUGAACCUUCAACUUCUUAUGCAAUGGAUGACUCCAGUGUUUUUGUUUCAAUAACUUGCAAGAUUGGAUAUGUAUGUUUUGUUUAGGUAAAACUUGUAUGAUGAGAGGAUCCUGAUCUUUGUUCAGAGCCUGUAAUUCAAAAUAUAUUUGAAUGUCUUAAAUUUUCCGUUGUCCUCUCUGAUUCUUUACAUAUUUAGGUCAACCUUGAGAUAGGUUUAAGAGUAUGAUGUUUUCUGGCGACCACU
Molecule: messenger RNA, 971 nt
Organism: Pistacia vera
Lineage: Eukaryota; Viridiplantae; Streptophyta; Magnoliopsida; Sapindales; Anacardiaceae
Product: receptor like protein kinase S.3-like
Exons: 2
Coding region: 249-812 (187 amino acids)
Biological process (GO): protein phosphorylation
Cellular component (GO): plasma membrane
Molecular function (GO): protein kinase activity; ATP binding
Source: RefSeq, a predicted model, not a curated record